UUGUCAUGGGACAGACAGCGUCAAUUCCUCGUAAAAGCACUGCCUACGUCCUGGAACUGCAUGAAUGGUAUAGAAAGUUUAUUGAAGAAUGUCCCAGCGGACUUAUCACACUCCACGAAUUCAGGAGAAAUUUCUGUGAUUGUACGGUGGGCAAUGAGUCUUCGGAAUACGCAGAGCAGAUAUUUCGCACCUUAGAUAACAAUGGGGAUGGGAUUGUUGAUUUCCGUGAAUAUGUCACAGCGAUCAGCAUGUUGGCACAUGGCACCCCGGAGGACAAGCUCAAAUGGUCCUUUAAAUUGUACGACAAGGACAGAGACGGGGCCAUCACGCGGUCGGAGAUGUUGGAAAUAAUGAAGGCUGUCUACAAAAUGAGCCUUUCUACUUCAAUUACGAAUGUCAACCCAAUGACCGCGGAAGAAUGCACCAACCGCAUUUUUAUUCGGCUGGAUAAAGACAGAAAUGCUGUGAUCAGUCUUCAGGAGUUUAUUGAUGGUUCUCUAGACGAUGAUUGGAUUCGAGAUAUGUUGGAAUGUGACCUCAGUACAGUGGAAAUUCAGAAACCGGAGAAAUGUCUCCAAUUGCUCCCGAGAGCAUCGAGUCGAAGCAUGUUACCCCCAAAACAGGAAAAAACUGAUUACUCCCAGCACAGUGAGUGCAAAACUGAUCAGUAGAAGCCAAUCAGCUCAAUAUCUUGUGUAUUUUUAUUGCAUUCUGUUUUAUUACAGUUACUUAAUAACAUAAAGGCUAAAGAGAAGCAUCGGCAGCUGUUGCAUGCGCCAAGUUUGCUUUAAACCAAAGAGUUAACAAAUUGUGCGAAGGAAGAAAAAUCCUAAGACUGAAGAGACUGUGAACGCGAGACAAGCAUUGAUGUUCUAUUGAUGGACCGAUAUUUACUAUAAACCUAUCAAUCUCCAGAUUCAUUUCAUCCCACAACGCCCAUCCCACGGAUCAAUAAACGCAAAUAAUCACACGGCCACAUGGAAAAUGAACACCCAGAGAAUUAAAGCAAAAUAUAUAUAUAUCAGUCUUAAUUUUGUCGACUAAAGUUUUUGAGAUUUAGUCGACUAAAACACGACUAAAACCAUUCAGAUGACUAACAUACGACUAAAACUAAAAUGGCUUUUUAGUCCAAAGACUAUGACUACUACUAAUUUGAAAUUGCCACCAAAAUUAACACUGCACAGAGGGGCUGGGGAAGGGGCAAAAGUGACAGACCAGGGCUUGGGAGAGAGACACCUAGAGGGGAUGGGAGGACAGAAAGAGACACAGAGGGGCUGGGGAAGGGGCAAACGAGACAGACCAGGGCUUGUGAGACAGACGCCUAGAGGGGCUAGGAGGACACAAAGAGACACAGAGGGGCUGGGGAAGGGACAAAAGUGACAGACCAGGGCUUGUGAGACAGACACCUAGAGGGGCUAGGAGGACACAAAGAGACACAGAGGGGCUGGGGAAGGGGCAAACGAGACAGACCAGGGCUUGUGAGACAGACACCUAGAGGGGCUGGGAGGACACAGGGAGACACAGAGGGGCUGGGAAGGGGCAAACGAGACAGACCAGGGCUUGUGAGACAGACACCUAGAGGGGCAGGGAGGACACAAAGAGACACAGAGGGGCUGGGGAAGGGGCAAAAUAGACAGAGGCUUUAACUAAACCCAUUCGAUUUUAGUCGUGUCGAAUAAAAUAUACUGGAGAUUUAGUUAACUAAAAUACGACUAAAACCAAAACAAUUCAUAUGACUAAAAUACGACUAAAACGAGAUUUGCCACCAAAAUUGAUAUAUGUAUCCAAUACACAAUAUAAAACCAGUUAUAUGCCAAGAUGUAAUUUAUGGAAACUGUCCAGCACUUUGUAAGAGAUUAUUUGAAGUUAUUAAAUAGGGAACUGAAGGGAAUUAAUAACGGAUUUACAGAAGAGGCGGCUGAAUUGAGCAUUUUUUUGCCUUAAUCUAUGCACUUAGAUUUUCAUUUCACUCCGAUUUACAGUUAGUUAAUAAAUCCCCUUACCAGAAAUGGUGGAAAGGAAA
Molecule: messenger RNA, 2023 nt
Organism: Pelobates fuscus (common spadefoot toad)
Lineage: Eukaryota; Metazoa; Chordata; Amphibia; Anura; Pelobatidae
Product: guanylyl cyclase inhibitory protein-like
Exons: 5
Coding region: 6-671 (221 amino acids)
Molecular function (GO): calcium ion binding
Source: RefSeq, a predicted model, not a curated record